Cucumis melo (muskmelon) is the source of this 3838-nucleotide messenger RNA. RefSeq names its product jasmonate-induced oxygenase 4-like. The record is from RefSeq and is a predicted model, not a curated record. The transcript has 7 exons. NCBI's taxonomy places the organism in Eukaryota, Viridiplantae, Streptophyta, Magnoliopsida, Cucurbitales, Cucurbitaceae. Bases 351 to 1436 code for a protein of 361 amino acids.
CACCAAAAAGCAGCUGAGGUCAAACCCGCCGACACCGCCGUCCUCCUCCGUUCGAGUUACAGAAAUGCUCUGGUCGCUGAAUUUUUCGAAAUUAGACCCUAAAUUCUGUAACUCCAAUGUUUCAUUGCCAGAAUUGCACUUUUCAAUUCCCAUAAACAUACCAGACGUUUUCAAACUCCAUUCUUCUUCCCCUAUAUCUAACCUCCGUACUCCCCAAUUUUCUCUCGGAAACCAAAAAAAGGAAAUCCCCUAAUUCAACCCUUCUCUGAACCUUUACACUCAAAAUUUCCACAAACAAUGGCGGCGAAAUCACUAAAAACAUCUACUUUGAAGGAUUCUAAGCCCAUUUCAUGCACUCUGUUUUGCGAUCGGAACUACAGAACGCCGUCGUUUCCAACCUACCAGCCAUGGCCAGUACUAACCCUUCCGGCACGGUUCAAGAUGUAGCUUCUAAAGGGGAAGUCCCUGAAAGAUACAUCCAUAAAGAAAGCGAUCGAGGAGCUCGAAAUGCUCCGUUAAUGGCAGCUCCUGUAAUCGACAUCGCUCUCCUCUCCUCUUCAUCCAAAUCCGGACCGGAACUGGAGAAACUCCGACAUGGACUUCAAUCAUGGGGCUGCUUUCAGGCUAUAAAUCAUGGAAUGACAAGUGAAUAUCUUGAUGAAGUUCGUCAAUUAACGAAACAAUUCUUUGGUCUUUCAAUGGAAGAGAAAUUAAAAUACUUAAAAGAAGAACAUGAAAUGGAAGGAUAUGGGAACGACAUGAUUCUCUCAAACCAACAAAUUCUUGAUUGGACUGAUCGUUUAUACCUUACUGUAUAUCCGCACCAAAGCCGUCGUUUCAAGUAUUGGCCAACAAAUCCUCAAAGAUUUAGGGAAGUUGUUGGUGAGUACACUACUAAUGUGAAGCUGAUAAGUGAGAAAAUCCUCAAGGCCAUGGCAAGGUCGUUGGAUUUAGAUGAGAGUAGUUUUCUUAGCCAAUACGGCGAGCAAGUUAAACUUGACGCACGGUUCAACUUCUACCCUCGAUGUCGAAAUCCCGAUCUUGUUCUCGGUGUUAAGCCACACGCUGAUGGAUCAGCCAUAACCAUUUUGUUGCAGGAUAAGGAAGUAGAAGGUCUUCAGUUCAUGAAAGACAAUGAGUGGUACAAUGCUCCGAUUGUUACGGACGCUCUUCUCGUCAAUGUGGGGGAUCAAGUAGAGAUCACAAGUAAUGGGAUAUUCAAGAGUCCAGUUCAUAGAGUAUUGACAAACUCAGAGAGGGAGAGGAUAUCCUUGGCAGUGUUUUACCUUCCAGAUUCAGAAAAAGAAAUUGAACCAUUAGAGGAGCUGAUUAAUGAAAGUCAGCCAAGGUUGUACAAGAGUGUGAAGAACUUUGUUGGGCUUUACUUUGAGUACUACCAACAGGGAGAGAGACCAAUGGAGGCUGCAAGAAUCUAAAUUUGUUCUAUGGUGUUUCAGCUCUACCCUCUAUCUCAGUUUUUGAGUAAUGCAUGGGAGGGUAGACUCGAAGUUGGAGGUUGAUAGUUUGAACUUGAAAAUAUUUUUAAGAAUUUGGUGUAGUGUAAUAAUUAAUAAUAGAUUGAGGUUGAUUAAUUAAUUUUGAUUUUGAUUUUGAUUUUGAUUAAUCCGGCAUGGGACUGAAUUGAUUGAAGUUUGAAGGGUUUUCUUUUCUUUUCUUGGAAAAAAGUUAUAUUAUAAACUUGAAUUUAAUUUCUCUAAAUUUGGUUGAGUCCUAAAUCUAGUUUGGUCGUUCAAUUUAAGGUUUUGCUUUGUUUCUCCACAUGGUGUAGAGUUUCUAUUGGGGCACUCAAGAGGGUUUCUUCUCCUUCGGACCAUUUAUUUUAGUUGUGUGCUAAUUAAUUUAUAAAACUAAAAGUGAGUUUAGUUUUCUUUCUUAUUUUAUUACAAAUUUGAGAGUACCAAUAAUGGAAGACAAUUCAAAAUGGACCCCUCUAAGAAAAAUAAAUCACUUCCUCCUCAAUAAUGAAUGCUUUGAAUUGAAAAGACAUAAAAGUGUAAUAAAUCAAAAUCAAAAAGGGUAUUUUAGUCUUUUAAAUCUUUAAUAAAAAGAUAAUAUGAAUACAUAAUCAUACCUCUACAUCAUCAUAAACAAAUGGCACAAAAUUCUCAGAUCCCACAAACACAAACACUCCAACAACAACUUCUCAUCAAUGGCGGCCAUACGCCCGAAAGUUAUAUUUACAAAGGCGGCUACCACGGCGGAGAUUCCAACAAUAAUACUCCACUUCCAUUGGCACAGAUUCCGGUCCUUGACCUUUCUCAACUUUCAUCUGCGUCGGUGGGCGAGGCUCCGCUGAACCACCUCCGGUUGGCUCUUAGUACUUGGGGAUGCUUUCAGGCAACUAAUCACGGUAUUUCAAGUUCAUUUUUGGAGAAAAUGAGAAAAAUAAGUGAGCAAUUUUUCUCAUUGCCCAUUGAAGAGAAGAUGAGAUAUGGAAGAGAAGUGGAUGGAAUGGAAGGAUACGGGAAUGAUUUAAUUUUUUCAAACCAACAAAUUCUAGAUUGGUCCGAUCGUUUAUAUCUCGUGACAAAUCCUAAGGAUGAAAGACGUCUCGAGUUUUGGCCUUUAAAUCCUCCAUCUUUCAGGUCAGUUUAAACUCUAAAUUUCUGUAGAUUUAAAUCAAUUCAACUUUUUUUUAAAAUUAUUUUUCAAAACUAAAAUUAUUUUCCAAAAGUGAAAUUCCUAAUGGAUGAAAAGAUAGAGGACGACAAGUAAAUGAAAAUGGUUCAAAUUUUUAAUAAAAAAAGUUGCUGAUAUCUAUUUUUUAAUUUAUACAAUCAACGAUGAUCCCUUUCAUUUUAAUAUAUGAACUUACCCAUGUGAUGUGAUUCCAUUAACAAUUUUUAGUUCAAAUUCUGCCAUGUGAUUUCUUUAACGAUUUUAGAUUGAGAUCCUGUAAUUCCAUCAAUGAUUUUAAAUUGAGAUUCUACCUGUAAUUCUAUUCAUGAUAUCUAUUUUUUAAUUUAUACAUGUAAUUCUAUUCAUGAAAUAUAUCGGCCCUCAAAACAUUAACCCUAAAACUAUGCAAUAACACAUUAUAUAUCAGCAUGUGAUGGAUAUUUUAAUCCUUUUCAAUAACCCAAAAACAAAUAGAUAGGAAUUAUUAUUGAGUGAUUACCCUUAUUCAAGCAAGGAAGAUCUACAUGAGUAUACAGUAAAAUUAAUGAAAAUAAUCGACACAGUGCUGAUAGCCAUGGCAAGAUCCCUAAACGUGGAGCCCAAUAGCUUUACCGAUCAAGUAGGAAAGCGACCAACUUUAUUCAAAAGGUUCAAUUUCUAUCCGCCGUGUUCGACACCACAUCUUGUUCUUGGACUCAAAGAACACUCCGAUGGCACAGCUAUCACCGUUCUUCUACUCGACAAACAAGUUGAAGGCCUCGAAUUGCGAAAAGAUGAUCAGUGGUAUAGAGUCCCUGUUCCUGCCGUUGCUGAUUCUCUUCUCAUCAUCAUUGGGGAACAAGCCGAAAUCAUGAGUAAUGGAAUCUUCAAGAGCCUUAUUCAUCGGGCGGUGACGAAUUCAGAGAGACAGAGGAUUUCAGUGGUGUCUUUCUGCUGCCCAGAAAAAGAUAUAGAGAUCAAGCCAAUCGAGGGGCUGAUCGACGAGAAGAGACCGAGAUUGUUCAGAAGUACGAAGAACUAUUUGCAAACAUAUUUCCAGAACUACCAAAAGGGAGAGAGAUCAGUAGAUGGAUUGAGGAUUUAGAGUGCCCAUGUUGUUGUGUGUUUCAUGGUGUUUGUAAGAAGGAACAUAUAACUUAUUUCAUGGUGAUUCUUGAGCUUUUACUACCACAUUAGAAUAAAAGUAUGAAACUGAAAA